Magallana angulata is the source of this 3447-nucleotide messenger RNA. RefSeq names its product cell migration-inducing and hyaluronan-binding protein-like. The record is from RefSeq and is a predicted model, not a curated record. NCBI's taxonomy places the organism in Eukaryota, Metazoa, Mollusca, Bivalvia, Ostreida, Ostreidae.
GGUAUACUCAAAAGAUUCAGAACUCAACAAAAAAUGGAAAGAACAGGUUGGAUUUUGGUGACCUCUUGUUUAGUUGCCCUUGUGGCUUCUCAGGGUUGUCCAGAUGAUGAUUUAAACCUUAAGAAAUGGUCUGACGACGCAACUUGGAAUGGACAGCUUCCACAGGAGGGGGACAGUCUUGUCAUACAAGAUGGCGACUCCUUCCUUCUGGAUACCUCCCCGCCUCCUCUGGACUCUAUCACCAUAGAGUUCGGCGGGAAACUGGUCGUUGCUGACGGCAUGGACAUAAAGCUGAGUGUCAAGUACAUCUUGAUCCGCGGGGAGAUGCACGUGGGCUCGGAAGACUGCAAGUUUACAGGAAAACUCCAUAUUACACUGCGAGGUAACCUUGGUGAGUAUAAGGUUGACGGUUUUGGGGAGAAGUUCAUCGGAGUAGCUGCCGGGGGAGUCCUGGAGAUCCAUGGGGAAUACCGUCUGCCAUGGACCAAACUCGCCUCCAAUGUCAAGGCCGUCGAUUUUAUCUCCAAUGUGAAGAAUAUUGCAAUAAACGCCAAUAAACAAGACAAUGCUGAAGUGAAAGACGACGAUGAAGAUGACGAGGGAAGCGAUGACGUUGAAAGCGAUGACGACAAAAGCAACACGGCUGAUGCAACGACGGACCCCAAUGUUAGAGAAAGUAUCAAAAUGGAGGCGCUUGUUAUUUAUGUUUUCAAUGAACAAACUGGUGUUAUGGAGUCGGCUGCUCGGUUAGUGACCACCGGUGGUAAACCCAAAGAUUUUCCAAAAAAAGUCGAAGAGGCAAGAGAAGUUCUGGACUCUAUUCCUGCUGGACGCAUCGUCGCCAUUGCUUUGAAGAGACGGUUCCGUGUGGGUAAGGUGGACACUUCCGGACUGUUCGAUAUGUUAGAGCAGUGGGCGUACGGGGCGGUGGACGGCUCCUCACUCAAAUUCCGGGACUACAAAUUCCACGGCGCAUGGGCCAUGAUUAAAAAACAAGGUGACGAUUCAUCAAUCCAAGAACUUCUUCUGAAUGAUGACGGUAAACCCCUACGUAUUGCGGAACUCUACCACAUGGAGAACGGCCUCAAGUUCAGCGUCCGUAGCUGGGUCCACACGGUCCGACGUAACCAGUGCUACUGUCGGGGAAAGUCCAGCUCCCUCUCCAUCAUCAACUUGGUGGACGAUGUGCAAACUUGGAGGAAAGGUGAUCAAGUUGUGCUUUUAUCUACUGACUUCGACUGGGAGCAAAGGGAAUUCGGAAAUAUCAUUGACUGUCCCUCUUGUACCUCGAACCAACUGCAACUUGAUCUUGAACCACGGUUUGAUCAUUUUGGCGAGAUCUACAAAAAUGUUGACAUGCGCGGCGAGGUGGCCCUUACCAACCGAACCAUAGUAAUAGAGGGAGAGGCGGAUGCUAAUGGCAAAAAAAUGGGUGGACACAUCAAGUUUCUGAAGGGUUUCAAAACAGUCCAGGUAAACAACGUGGAAUUGGUUCGCAUGGGCCAGCAGACGUCACUAGGCAACUACCCGCUCCACUUCCACAUGUGUGGAGAUGUGGAUGACAGAGAAAAGCCGUCCCUGUUGAGUGGAAACAGCAUCAGGGAUUCAUUUGCGCGCUGUAUCACCGUCCACGGCAGUCAUGGUGCUCAGGUGAAAAAUAAUUUCUGCCUCAACACCCUGGGUCAUGGAUACUUCCUGGAAGAUGGCGGGAGAACAGUCCUGGACGGCAAUCUGGGUGCAGGACAAAAGAGAAGUUCGCUCAUUGAAACAGACAAAUUCCCGACAACAUUUUGGAUCACCAACCCUCAGACCUACGUUAGAAACAAUGUGGCUGCUGGCGGGGAGGGUCAUGGGUUUUGGUUUGUCUACCCAAAUCAGCCAUGGGAUGCCUCAAAAGGUCUUGGAAUGAUGGAGCUUUAUGAAGCAAUGCAUACUGCAAUUUUUGAAUUUGAUAAUAAUGUGGCGCAUUCCUAUAAAAAGAGUGGGUUAUUCAUCGACAACAUUUUGAAAGAAGACGGAUCACUUGGAAACACCAACACGUAUGAGCCCUGGAACGAUCCCAAAGAUCCCGACUCCGGCGCCAAGAUGGUCACAAUAAGCCGACUUACAGCAUAUAAGAACAUGAAACAGAACGCUUGGAUCAAUGGCGGCUACAUCAAAGUAACCCAAUCAUCAUUUUCAGAUAGUAUAAUUGGGUUAACAUUUAAAAGGAGUUCUCCCCAGGAACAGUUACUCGACCACAGCGUCUUUGUUGGGGAUUCCCCCAACAUUGGAUCCGCCUCAGUUGUUUCGAAGUUCAAAACAUGGGGACGAUCCGUACCUUUGGAAUUUGCAGAUCAGCCCCGACAGGGUUUUGUAUUUUACCAUGGACCUGUUUACGUCAGUGACACGUGGUUUGGAGAUUUCGCCGACACAGAUAAUUAUAGAUCGGGAGCUUUGGGAUUUCAGCGAGACAACGAUGGUCACAGCUCGCCAAUCAGCGCGAUCAGCGGAAUCAAAUUUGCGUUUUCAGAUCCAUUGGAGGGUAACAGAGUGUUUGACGGAAACGCCACCGACACAGGGUUUACUGAAAACGACGGAGAUUUGAUUGGGACUUUCCGAGACACCGAUGGUACUGUUUACAAGGCGGGCGCCCAGAUCGUCAAAGAUAUUCUUUUCCACUCGACGCCAAACUGUGUCCAAAGAACCAAUUGGAAAAUGAUGGCUUGUGAAGAGACCUUUGGACAGGUACGUUUAUCGUGGGGUUCUUGGGGCUGGAAAGCGAAAAAUGGUGCGUCUGAUGUUUCUAUAUACCGCGAUGACCUCCCGGAUAACCCUAUUGCAGCCGAUUCCAAGCAGCAGGCGCCGUUUAUGGCGUUACUGGGAGGCCAGUAUAGCUAUAUGGCAAGAAUGAACGGGAAUAUGCCAAAAAGUGUCAAGUUUACCGCACUUGGUUUUACAAAAGCACAAACGGCCCGUGUCGGAUUAUGUGUUCCUCGGGAUGCCACUGUCAAGGUCAAAUUUCUUGACUUAUCGGACAGCUCGUGGAAAAAAGGAUCAGAAGUUACGUCCCUUGAUGAGUUGGAUGCUAGUACCAAUCCGACAGAUUUUUUCGCAGAUUCUGAAGUCGGGGUUGUGUUCUUCAAACCGAUGCACGAUCGAGAGUACACCUCUACCGAUCUGACGGACUGUCUAGACAGUACCUGCCCAUCUGUGACGGUGACAGUGAGUGGUGGAGACUCCACAGACUCGGACUGUAUCUCCCGAGCAUAUCCGAAGUACCAACGGGAAUCCUCGGACGUUUCUCUGGAACCUGACACGACAUCCCUACCAUUGGCGGAUCUGUAUCCACCAAGUGGCUGGGGUGCCGGAUCCACUCGAGAUUGACAGUUGUACUAUGACAACUGAAAAUUAGGACUAGAUAUACAUGUAUCUGUAAUAAAUCAUAUCAUUACUAUUAUUUAAUAA